Triticum aestivum (bread wheat) is the source of this 2585-nucleotide messenger RNA. RefSeq lists its product as uncharacterized. Lineage: Eukaryota; Viridiplantae; Streptophyta; Magnoliopsida; Poales; Poaceae. The record is from RefSeq and is a predicted model, not a curated record. Bases 1211 to 1783 code for a protein of 190 amino acids. The transcript has 7 exons.
GCGAGGACGCGCUGCUGGAAGGACGGGGCGGCUUGGGGUGGACACGGCUGGGAAGAUUUUCAUCCCCGGACCAAAAUCUUCGCCGGCAGCCCCCAGACGGCGAAAAAAAUAAGGACGGUCCAUCAUCACUUCACGCCUGCCAUGGCUGUGAGCCCGUGACCUGUACCCGCAUCAAUGGCGCGUAACUAGCUAGAGUAGUGCUAGAAUUGAACAGGGGAUUGUGCCAUGCCGGUUUAUAUUUGGGGAGGAGGAAGCUUCGUGGAAGUUGCAGCCUCAAGAUCACAUCGCAUCAUGUCAUCUAUCCAUGCAGGUAAUAAAAAGAUGGUUUAGUUUCUGUGGAACGUACUAGCUCGAACGUAGUAGCUUCCCGGAAGUUGCUAGCUUGGCAAUGCAUAUAAGCGCCGCCACCGCCCGGCCGGCCACUCUCUCACACCGUAGCUAGCAUCCAGGAGAGGUCGAGGAACGAGGGUCCGUCGCCGCGAGUGUGUCUCCAAGCAGAGGCCGCCGGCCGGCUCUGCUCCGGUCAUCUGCAACUACGAUCUUGGACGGCGGCAUACUAGUCCGACGGUGCACCGGGGCCCGGGGGCCCUGCGCGCGCGGCUGCACACAUCACACAGUGGCGGAGGAGCGUGACGAGCAACUAAUAGGGGCAAAUAUUUUGGUCAGCGAUACAGAAAAAAAACAAAUAAGUAUAAACAAUUAAAUAUACACAUGAACUAUAUAUCUGGAUUUAUCAUGCAUGCAUGUAAAGUACUUGAUGGAACAAGUACUUUUUCUUCAUCAAUCCAUUUACAGUAUGUAGUAUUAAAUAAACAAAUCAACUCUAGCCGUGAUUUCAGUUUCCUACAUUGGACAAGUGAAGUGCGGUAGCUGCUCACUGACACAAUGGAACUAGUUGACAUUGGGCGCCCAUCUUGGCCGAUCCUCUUCCAAGGCAACAGGCGGAGAUUAAAGUUCACUCAACAUAUGUAGAUUAUGGCACCAUAGACUUUCAAGCACUCUUAGAAGGACCCCAUGAUUUGGAUAGAUGGCUGAAAGGUGCAUUCAUUCCGACUUAUAUAAAGGAGGUGGAUUUAACUCAUGAGGCAAGAUUUUCGCACAUCCAAAACUAAAAACUUGCAAAACAAAUGAAUGUGGCAAAUGGCAUUGAAAAUCUGUUUCAUCAUUGCAGAUUGAAUGUAACAUUUAUUCACAAACUAGUGAUCAUGGCAUGACAAUACAAACACCUAUGCCUGCUCCACCGGAGGCGUUGCCUAAGAAAGAGGAGGCCCCUGCCACCACGACUCUCAACGGCGGAGGAGAAGAGGAGGAGACGAAAGAGGCAGGAGGGGCCAUGUACCCGCCGCCUUGUCACCGAAGAAGUAGGAGGCUUGCGGCCACCGCCACACUGCCGGAGGAGGGGACCUGCGAUCUACUAGAUUACGUACCAAAAAGUGGUUGGAGGCAUGGAAGUCGUGUGAGAAGUGCACGGGAGAGAGGAAGAUGGUCGAUAAACAUGGAACCAUGCCAAAAACGUGGGCGCGGAAGAAACAAUGACCAUUGGACAUCUGAAGAGGUGAAAAAACUAGUGGAUGGCAUAUCUGCAUAUGGGGCUAGCCAAUGGGCUAAGUUGAAGAACGAAAGGUUUCCAAUAUCAGUUCGAACGGCAGAGCAUCUUAAGGAUAAUUGGAGAAACCUAGUGAAAGCCUUCACGGGAAAUGUGAAAAGAAGGAUAUCACCUCGUCUAGAUGGGGAUUGUGUUGAAAAGAUCAAGAGGCUAGCAGCUGAUUACCCUCGAAAAUGAAGCUGCACACGCGAAUGCUACAAGAAACGGCAUAUGGUACUUCUGGUGUAGCAAUGGCCCAGCAACAAUAGUUCUGUUGUUUUUCAAGAACUGCUAAGCAUAGGCUGUCAUAUUAAGUGUGUCGAGACUAGAGAGUAGAUUGGACCAUCUGGAUGGAGCAGUAUCUCCUGCCUAACUGCCCUGUGAAUGGGAAUAGCACUCGCUCCUCCGACCUGCUGGCUUGCCGGUUUUGCUACAGUGCUGUAAUUAGCUUGACCUUUCAUUUAACACCAUGGCACAGUGUGCUGUGAUUUUACACACACUGCUUCAAGCAGUCUCACUCAGUCCGCUCGAGGAAUAAUGCAGUUGAUAGCUCGAAUCGAGCACCUGUGACACGCCUCGACCUGAAGAAGUUUGGUGCCGCUGCCAAGCAGCAGGUUUCUUCACCACUCUGCUUGUACCUUCAGGCCAGCCAGCAGGCUGAGUACGUAGUAGCUAGGAUAGUUUCUUUCUUGCUGCUGUAUGGUGUUGUUUGUUGUGGAUCCUGGGAAUAAUUUUGGUUGAUGACAAUAUCCUGUCACUCACUCAACCGGUCUGAUUGUUUGCACUGAUACUCUCUUGCGUUUCAUUCAUUCUGUAAAAAUUGGAGCCAGGAUUCGGCCCUCUUGAUCUUCUCUAGAAAGGAAUUCAGUCUGCACCCUUGAAGAUUUUAAUAGACGUUCAGGUCAUUAUCGAGCUUAAUUAGAAACUGAUACCAUAAAAGGUUUAUAGUUCAGCAGUUACUUUAAAGUUUUAUUUAUGGUGCAGAAACAACACAUUUGUU